AUGAACUUUUCCGGCAAUGCCAGCUCUGCCGCUCAACCAAUGAGGGACGCGUUUGCGGCGGCGGUGGCCAAGAACGUGGUGGUGGCCAUCUUGUGCCUGCUCAUCAACUACAUCAACAGCACGCUGGUGCACACCUUCUUCCGCAGCCGCAGCUUCACGGAGAACCCGCGCUACAUCCUCUACAUCCACCUGGUGCUCAACGACAUGGUGCAGCUCAGCGUGGCAGGCCUGCUGCACAUGCUCAGCUACGCCGUGCACACGCUCAACGUCUCCCUCUGCUGCUUCCUGCUGAUGCUCGCCGUCUUCACCACGCUCAACACGCCGCUCAACCUAGCCAGCAUGGCCGUCGAGCGCUACAUCGCCGUGUGCCGCCCGUUGAGGCACGCGCAGAUCUGCACGCCGCGCCGCACCUACGUGCUGAUCGGCCUGAUCUGGGUGAUGGGCGCCGUGCCCAUUCUGCCCGACCUGUUCGUGCUGCUGGCCACCGAGCCCUUGGCCUUCUUCAGCUCGCGCAUCUUCUGCAGUCGGCCGUCCGUCUUCCGGCAUCCGUACCUGGUGGCCAAGAAGAGCGUCUCGCACGUCGCCUACCUGACCGUCGUCUGGCUCACGCUGCUCUACACCUACUUCCGCAUCCUUUUCGCCGCCAAGGCGGCCAAGUCAGACGCCCGGAAGGCGCGCAACACGAUCCUGCUGCACGGCGCGCAGCUGCUCAUGUGCAUGUUCACCUACAUGGCGCCCCUGCUGGACACGCUGUUCACCUACAUCUCGCCCAAGAUGCGCUUCCUCAGCUACCUGAUCGUGCACAUCCUUCCCCGGCUUCUGAGCCCCGUCAUCUACGGGCUGAGGGACCAGGCGUUUCUGAAGUACCUGAAGAACUACUACGUGUGCUGCAGGUGUCACGACGACGGGAGGCAUGCCGCCGCAGCCGCGUCUGUACCACACAAUGUGACCUCUGUGAACCCUUUGUACAGCAAAUAA
Molecule: messenger RNA, 978 nt
Organism: Engraulis encrasicolus (European anchovy)
Lineage: Eukaryota; Metazoa; Chordata; Actinopteri; Clupeiformes; Engraulidae
Product: odorant receptor 131-2-like
Exons: 1
Coding region: 1-978 (325 amino acids)
Biological process (GO): detection of chemical stimulus involved in sensory perception of smell; G protein-coupled receptor signaling pathway
Cellular component (GO): membrane
Molecular function (GO): olfactory receptor activity; odorant binding; G protein-coupled receptor activity
Source: RefSeq, a predicted model, not a curated record